Messenger RNA from Pangasianodon hypophthalmus (striped catfish), 3265 nucleotides. It is a transcript of the gene men1, whose product is annotated as multiple endocrine neoplasia I. The transcript has 10 exons. Bases 332 to 2182 code for a protein of 616 amino acids. NCBI's taxonomy places the organism in Eukaryota, Metazoa, Chordata, Actinopteri, Siluriformes, Pangasiidae. Gene Ontology annotation, biological process: negative regulation of cell population proliferation; negative regulation of cell cycle; regulation of transcription by RNA polymerase II. Gene Ontology annotation, molecular function: Y-form DNA binding; chromatin binding; transcription cis-regulatory region binding. Gene Ontology annotation, cellular component: chromatin; histone methyltransferase complex; nucleus. The record is from RefSeq and is a predicted model, not a curated record.
UUGUUCUUCCGCAGCCAUCUUGGUGCAACUGAUUUCUCAUAGUACGGAUGGGACUGACUCUGCUUUAGUGUGUGAUAGUGUUGAAGGGAUAUUGUAUGUUGCUUGAAUGUUUUUCUAGGUUGGAUUCACUGUGUUGCGCGGCAAAAGCGAGGGACAAAACAAAAGCAUGUGAACAUAAUUUUCAGCUCAGGUGUGUAUGACAGACACGGUUUAGAAACAGAGGAAGAGACAAAACAAGGAUUAAGAAGGCAAACGAGAUAGAUAGUGAUAUUUGCUGGUAGCAUAGUAGUUCUAGUGCAACAGGUCCCUUCCUGAAAUUCAGUCCCCAGACAUGGGCCUGCGGUCAGCUCAGAAGAAGCACUUCCCCCUGCGGGGCAUCGAUGGCGUGGUGCAGCUCUUUGAGUAUGAGUUGGGAAACCCCGAGCCAGAUCUGGCCCUGCUAUCUCUGGUGCUGGGCUUCGUCGAGCACUUCCUGGCAGUCAACCGCGUGGUGCCUGUCAACGUCCCUGGAGUGCGAUUUGAACCCCUCAAAGGCGACUGCCUCAACUCCUGCUUCCCUACAGUAGAGCUGGGUUUAAUAUCAGCCCUGCAUGAACGCUUCACAGCUCAGAUCCGUGGUGCAGUGGAUCUGUCGCUGUACCGCAGGCCGGCCGCAGGUUCAAGCAGAGAGCUAGUGAAGAAGGUCUCGGAUGUGAUCUGGAACAGCCUGAGCCGAUCAUACUUCAAAGACCGAGCCCACAUUCAGUCUCUCUUCAGUCUCAUAACAGGCACAAAGUUGGACAGCUCUGGUGUGGCGUUUGCAGUGGUGGCUGCGUGUCAGGUUCUGGGGCUGAAGGAUGUUCACCUCGCCCUGUCUGAGGACCAUGCCUGGGUAAUCUUUGGCAAAGGGGGUGAGGAAACAGCUGAGGUCACAUGGCACGGCAAAGGCAAUGAGGACAGGAGAGGCCAGACAGUCAGUGCUGGAGUCAAUGAGAGGAGCUGGUUGUAUUUGAAAGGAUCCUACAUGAAGUGCAACCGCAACAUGGAGGUAGCGUUCAUGGUUUGCGCUAUCAACCCGUCUUUAGAUCUACACACAGACAGCUCUGAGCUGCUACAGCUUCAGCAGAGGCUGCUUUGGUUGCUGUAUGAGCGAGGAGACUUGGACAGGUAUCCAAUGGCAAUGGGUACACUCGCUGACCUUGAAGAUCAAGAACCUAUCGGCAAAGGAGACCCUCUCUCAAUCCAUCUCAAGGCUGUGGAGUCCGCCAAGAAGUACUACAACAAUGAGCAUAUCUACCCGUUCAUGUACUUGGCUGGAUACCACUACAGACAGAGGAAUGUGCAGGAGGCUCUGAGGGCCUGGGCCGAGGCUGCUACAGUCGUGCAAGAUUACAACUACUGCCGUGAGGAUGAGGAGAUCUAUAAGGAGUUCUUCGAUAUAGCGAAUGAUGUCAUCCCCACCCUUCUCAAAGAGACUGCUGCUGAGAAUGGAGGAGAAGGCACUGAGGGAGCAGAAAAGGACCAACCAAGACAGGCUGCAGCCCUCUCUGCCUUACAGGACCCAGAAUGCUUUGCACACUUGUUGCGUUUCUAUGAUGGAAUCUGUAAAUGGGAAGAAGGAAGUCCCACACCCGUGCUUCACGUCGGCUGGGCCACCUUCCUAGUUCAGUCUCUUAGCCGCUUCGAUGCUCAGAUAAGACAGAAAGUGACAAUCAUCACCAAAGAGUCAGAGCCGCAAGAUGACGAUGACCAAGCCAGUGACGACCCCCGCGAGGGCCGAAGAAGAGGGCCACGACGUGAGUCCAAAGCUGAGGAAUCGGCAGGACCCUCUCCACCAGCUGCUACUGCAGCUCCUCCCUCCCAGCCUGGCCAGCCCAAAAAAGUGGGUGGAGAAGGGGGCCGCCGUCGUUCUUCAGCUGGAGGACGAGGGAAAGAGACAGACGGGAAGAAUGAAGCAUCUUCCCCAAACAGUCCUGUUCCUUCCCCUACUCAAGCAGUGGUAGCCUCCAGUGGGCCUGUGGUGUCGUUCCACAGUGAGAAGAUGAAGGGCAUGAAGGAGCUGCUCUCGGCAGCCAAGAUCAACUCAAGCGCCAUUAAGCUGCAACUCACUGCCCAGUCACAAGUUCAGAUGAAGAGGCAGAAACCCACCCCCUCCGGCGACUACAGCCUGUCCUUCAUGAAACGCCCUCGCAAGACUCUCUAGUGUGCUCCUUAAAAGAUCGUUUUCUUUUCCGGCUUACUGUCACCUUGAGUAAACAUCACUUUGCCUGUAAUACUGUAGGAUGCAGUAUUUUCAAAGUUGAUGGUGAAAACUGUCAGCUCACUGUAUGGUCUGUCAUGUACCAGCACUGACUGUUAAUAUGAUCCAAUAGCAGGAUUCCCCAAUUCCAAGCCUCAAGAGCCACAACACUGUAUAAUUAAGUUUUUCCACGCUCUUACUAGGGCAGCACAAUAUGAACAGACUUUUGCUACACACUGGGAUUGUGAGAUGCCUUGCAAAAUAUUAAAACAAGCAGAUGAACCCGUGAUGUGCCACGGUCUGCAUUUAUUUGUCCAAAACAGCAUUUUUUUUUUUUUUUUUUUUUUUUUUUUUAAAUUGCAACAAUAUCACAACAUACUUGUUUAGAACAAUUGCAGUUAAUCAGAAUGCUUACACAACAUAAUGUAAUAAGGUGAUUGCUUAGAAUCAUUAAAUUUUCAGAACUUAUAUAUAGUAGAAAAUGUCAAAAUUUCACUGUGUGAAGGGAUUUCGCAGGCCACCACACUUGUACUACGCAGCCCUAGAAAUCUGCCGUGUUAUGCAAAUUAUAACGCAAGAUGAAUUAUCUUAAAAAAAAAACACUGAACUGUCGUGUAACUGUUUAGGACUGGAAUUAGAGAAUUUGGCUGUAUACUAAGAAAUUAAUUCAAUUUUGUAUUUUUAUAUUUGCUUUCACAAUAAUUGCAUAUGAAUUUAAAAUCACAUUGUGCCAAAGUCUGUAGUGUUUAAAAGCUGUAAAAAUGUUAUUUUUUUUCUUCCCCCCAAAUGUUAUACUUUUGUAAGGUUUCUCAAAUUUUUCACAUUUGAGCUACAAGCUAAGCAUGCUGGUGUUUAGCAUUGCCUACCUUCUUCAUUUUACCUUUGUCAUAUUAGUGCUACGUAAAAUGUUCAAUUUUACGAGUGUCCUUUAGUACAUAAUGUCAAGGUAAAUGCUUUUUGAAAAACUGCUGCUCAGUAUGAAACUAUUUUUAUAAUAAAGAAGUCUCAAGAAAAUUAUGAAAAAUCUAUUUUAUGAAAAUAAAUAUU